UUGAGACAGAGCACAGGGCUGGGUGCAGAGUGGUGACAGGCAGCAGAGAAUCUCUGGUUUCAGAUGUAGCCCUUCCCUCUUCCUUGAACCUCACUGGUCACUGGGCGGGGACAAAGGUCCAUGGAGGUGGCCCCAUUACAGCCGUUAUGCUGUUGACUCUCCUUGGACACCGGACUUAGCAUGGCCUUCAGAGGACGCAGAUGUCCCCUCUCUUCUCUGUUGGUAUUCUCUGAGCCCCUCCUGGGCACCAGCUGCCACGCCGGAAGCUGGGAACACAGUGGAGACCCAGCAGCCCAGCCUGCCCUCAUGCAGUUCAUGGUCUAGGGGGGAGACGGGAGUUAUCUGGGCCUUCCUGAGGUGUCGCCAACGGCACGGCCAGGCCAGCAUGGUGGACCACUUGCUUCCAGUGGACGAGACCUUCUCGUCGCCGAAAUGCCCAGUUGGUUACCUGGGUGACAGGUUAGCCAGUGGACGGGCAUACCACAUGCUGCCCUCACCCCUCUCGGAGGAUGACAGCGACGCCUCCAGCCUCUGCUCCUGCGCCAGCCCGGACUCACAAGCCGUCUGCUCCUGCUACAGCAGUGGCCUGGGUGCUGAGGGCCAGGACAGCAUCUUGGACUUCCUGCUGUCCCAGGCCACCCUGGGCAGUGGUGGUGGCAGUGGCAUCGGGGCUGGCAGUGGUCCCAUGGCCUGGGGGGCCUGGCGCAGGACACCAGCACCUGUCAAGGGGGAGCAUUUCUGCUUCCCCAAAUUUCCUGUGGGUGACCCUGAUGAUGUCCCAAGGCCCUUCCAGCCCACCCUGGAGGAGAUUGAAGAGUUUCUGGAGGAGAACAUGGAGCUGGGGGCCAAGGAGGCCCCAGAGAGCAACAGCAAGAACGCAGAGGCCUGCAGCCAGCUCUCAGGCGGGCCGCACAGGAGCCACCUCCACCCCGGGUCCGGUGGCAGAGAGCGCUGCACUCCCCUCCUGGGCGGUGCUGGUGCAGAUGGCAGCCAGAGCCCUGCUGGGGGGCCCGCAUCAGAUGGCCCCAUCCCCGUGCUGCUACAGAUCCAGCCUGUGCAGGUGAAGCAGGAAUCGGGCACGGAGCCGGCCUCCCCUGGGCAUGCCCCAGAAGGUGUCAGGGUUGCCCAGCUUCUGGUCAACAUCCAGGGUCAGACCUUCGCACUUGUGCCCCAGGUGGUGCCGUCCUCCAAUGUGAACCUGCCUUCCAAGUUCGUGCGGAUUGCCCCUGUGCCCAUCGCUGCCAAGCCCAUUGGGUCGGGACCCCUGGGGCCCGGCUCCACUGGCCUCCUCAUGGGCCAGAAGUUCCCCAAGAACCCCGCAGCAGAACUCAUCAAAAUGCACAAAUGUACUUUCCCCGGCUGCAGCAAGAUGUACACCAAGAGCAGCCACCUCAAGGCGCACUUGCGCCGGCACACAGGCGAGAAGCCCUUUGCCUGCACCUGGCCGGGCUGCGGCUGGAGGUUCUCCCGCUCCGACGAGCUGUCGCGGCACCGGCGCUCGCACUCGGGCGUGAAGCCCUACCAGUGCCCCGUGUGUGAGAAGAAGUUCGCGCGGAGCGACCACCUGUCCAAGCACAUCAAGGUGCACCGCUUUCCCCGGAGCAGCCGCUCGGUGCGCGCCGUGAACUGAGCGCCCGCCGCCCCCGCGCCCUCCCCGUUCUUUUGUAGCAAUAAUUUAUUUGCGUCUUAAGAAGACGUGACGAUGCUGCCAACCCACCUUCCGAAGCCCGGGAGGUGCCGCCCCUCGGGGAAGACCUGGAGCCCUGGGCCCCUGGGGCUGCGCCCCUAGCAGCGGCCGCGGCCCUCCCGCCUCCGUGCCUUGGUGCCUUCCGCGGGCUGGCCGGCGCCGGGCGCUGGGAGCCUGGACCUCCUCCCACGGCUCCCUGCCCGGGCCGAGCCUGGCACCUUUCGCUCAGAAGAAGAAAUGUGCGGUUUUGAAGUGUCUGGUCCCGGAGGGAGCCGUGCGGGGGAGGAGGAAGUAGGCCAGAAGUCCAGGGCGCCCGGCGGCGCGGGGGUGCUUUGCUCCAGGAUCUGCCCCUCAGCCUGACCAGCAGAGGGGUACGAACAGGGCACUCAGGGUGCAGAUCCGGGCCCCUGGCAGAUGGGGCAUUAGGCAGAGGGUCUGGCCACGCAUGUGCUUGAGCUAAAGUGCAGGGCGGAGGAUGCAGGCCAGCCCCGGAGCAUCUGUACGCAACACGGCUCAUCCCCUCAUCCUGUUCCAGACAGAUCCAGGCACCAGCCUCCGGGGUCACCUUGGAGAAAGAGGGGAGCAGGCUGCAUUGUGUGUAGGAGAACUAGAUAGAGCCUCCGAAUCCUGAUUUAGAAAUGCAUUCCUUAUUUUGUCUAGAAAUUAAUAUCAAAUGAACUAGCUUGUUUUGACAGGUUUAUUUCACAUCCUAUGAAUGUAUGUAAAUAAGCUGUACAUAGGUACAUCUACAUAAAAUGUCUUUUAAUAACAUGUCAACAUUUGUGUAAAUUUGAAAUUAAAAAAUCUAUAAAGCUGGUGUACAUAUGUUACAAUUAUGUAUAUUUUCUUUGGUCCUUCAUAAAAAUAUAUUUACUUUGCCAAUAAAAAGAAAAACGA
Nyctereutes procyonoides (raccoon dog) is the source of this 2584-nucleotide messenger RNA. It is a transcript of the gene KLF15, whose product is annotated as KLF transcription factor 15. The coding region runs from base 386 to 1630 and encodes 414 amino acids. The record is from RefSeq and is a predicted model, not a curated record. Gene Ontology annotation, biological process: regulation of transcription by RNA polymerase II. NCBI's taxonomy places the organism in Eukaryota, Metazoa, Chordata, Mammalia, Carnivora, Canidae. The transcript has 3 exons. Gene Ontology annotation, molecular function: DNA-binding transcription factor activity, RNA polymerase II-specific; RNA polymerase II cis-regulatory region sequence-specific DNA binding.